AUGGCCCAAUUGAACUCCCAUCCACCAUUUUUGCUACCACUGAUGACCCUUCUUCUAUCCAAGUCGCUACCAGUGUUCUCCUUACUGGGGCUAUCUCUGUCUUCCUCUUUCGCUCCCUUCGCCGCCGUGCUAAGCGGGUCAAAGAGCUGGUCUGCUGGAGUUAAGAAGUCUCUAAAGGAGGAAGCAAUGGAGAGCCUGAAAGCAAUUAGUACAGGUCCAAUUCAAUCGAAGUCUAAACCUUCACCUGUACAAGCAUUCUUGGGAGCUAUAGCAGCCGGUGUUAUUGCAUUGAUCUUAUACAAGUUCACCACUACCAUUGAAGCUGCUCUGAACCGACAGACAGUGUCCGAUAACUUCUCGGUUCGACAACUGACGAUAACAAUAAGAACUAUCGUGAACGGAAUAUGCUACCUUGCGACAUUUGUUUUCGGAAUCAAUGCUGUUGGUUUAUUCCUCUACUCUGGUCAGUUGGCAUUAAACUCUGUCAUGGAAGAAGGUUCAGAAGAUAAAGAACUUGCAACUAAAGGUGAUAAGCAAGUUAGCUCACCGAACUCAACUGUUGAAACGACCCUCGAUGGCACCGAAUCAAGCAGCAGCAAAGAUGAUCAAAGUUGAAGUAACUUGCAGUGAUGGAAGAGAAUCCGCAUGGGUAAGAUUUUGGCUGUUUUGGUUGCCAUUUGUGAAUGCUAUCUGCUUUGAUUGAUAGUGCAUUUCUAGUAUCAUCUUCUUCAUUUUGGGUAGCUCUCUGUCAUCUGUGAUUAUUAUUAUAUGGGUAUAUACACAGAGAAAAUAUAGUCUAUGAUUAGGCAGCAAUCUGCACAAUAUAUUAAUGCUCUGCCGACACAAAACUAUGGAUGAACAAUGUAUUUUA
This is a messenger RNA of Cucurbita moschata (crookneck pumpkin), 871 nucleotides long. RefSeq lists its product as uncharacterized. The transcript has 4 exons. Gene Ontology annotation, cellular component: chloroplast thylakoid membrane. The record is from RefSeq and is a predicted model, not a curated record. Lineage: Eukaryota; Viridiplantae; Streptophyta; Magnoliopsida; Cucurbitales; Cucurbitaceae. Bases 1 to 615 code for a protein of 204 amino acids.